This is a messenger RNA of Puntigrus tetrazona (Sumatra barb), 3872 nucleotides long. It is a transcript of the gene hgsnat, whose product is annotated as heparan-alpha-glucosaminide N-acetyltransferase. The transcript has 18 exons. NCBI's taxonomy places the organism in Eukaryota, Metazoa, Chordata, Actinopteri, Cypriniformes, Cyprinidae. The record is from RefSeq and is a predicted model, not a curated record. Bases 614 to 2353 code for a protein of 579 amino acids.
CAACUUACCGCAACGCAAAUGUUCUCUCUAUCUGAAACAUAUUAAAUACAAAACACAUUUUUAAUGCCGUGGUUCCUUUUUGUUUCGCUUUACUAGUUAUUUCACCCAGCUAACCAGCUAGCACCACUGUUAGCUGUUUUUAGCCUAUGCUAACUGUUCUUUAUAUUUAACAUAUCAGAGCACCUUCUUACUGUGAUUUGCCUAAAUGUAUAUUUGUUUCUGAAUUAACUAAAUCAUAUCUACAUUUGCUGUGUGUGAGACUCGUUCUUUAUCUUAGCCUUUUGUCGCAUGUCUAACUUAAGUAACGCUAGUGCGAUGCUCCUAUGCACAGAGCCAAAACAUGUACAUGUAAUAUUAGGGGUUUCGUGGAUUCAAAUUUCCCUCGUUUGGCAGAUCUGAGCUGUUUUACGAUGCUUCUUGUGAGGCAGAUUAGUGCAAGCAUGUGACUGCAGGAGGUACAGAGUCACUAUUGUAAAACUGCAGUAGUAGAGUGCACCAAAGCAGCUGACCAUCUAGUUUCAUUAGGAAACCUACAGUUAGGUUGAAUUGAAUUAGAGGCCACUGAAGUCUGCAGAGCGCCUCUCACCCCCACCGCAAAACUUUUGUGCUGAAGAUGGAUGAGGCGUCCCUUUCGGUUACCAAUGAGAUCGAGAAUGACUUCAUGCUAUAUGUGGUUUCUGAUCACUGUUACAAGUGUUUGCCCCAGCUGUUGGGAAAAAUACCUGCAAGGCCAGCUUCCGGGACCCCCAGCACGGUGGGGUUUGUCGUAGGCACACAACACGCACUGAAACUGCAGCUCAACGGCACCCCUGCUAAUGUGGAGCAAUGCAAUGUUGACUUCCACUUUGGGGAGCAGGGGAACUAUUCUCUGUGGGUGAAGAACCUGAAUAAUCUAUCACGGGUCAGCUGCUCUAUGAUCACCGAUUCUGACUCCAUCAACAGCUACCUGCCUAUUUUGUUUGCUUUUCUGGCAUUUGGUCUUCUGGCUGCAUUAUCUGCUAUCUGGAACACAGUUAAAAGACUGGAUGUGGUGACAAAUCUACUUCUUCGCCUGGGGAGCACAGUGGAGACAGAGAGGCUGAUAAACUCGGAGCUUGGCUCUCCAAACAGAUUGGUAGAUGCCUCUAUGGAAUCGAUAAUUCCUGCCACUACAGGACGGAGGCUUCGUUCUUUGGAUUCCUUCCGUGGCCUUGCCCUGGUCAUUAUGGUAUUUGUCAACUACGGAGGUGGACGUUACUGGUUCUUUAGGCAUGAAAGUUGGAACGGGCUCACAGUGGCUGAUCUCGUGUUUCCUUGGUUUGUGUUCAUUAUGGGUACUUCUAUUAGCUUGUCCUUGAGUGGUUCAUUGCGCAGAGGUGUCAAACGCACUCAUAUGUUGUGGAAGAUUUUCUGGAGGAGCUUACAACUAUUUGUUAUCGGAGUCAUCAUUGUCAAUCCUAACUACUGCCAAGGACCCUUGUCUUGGGAUUCUCUGCGUAUUCCUGGGGUAUUACAGCGCCUGGGCUUCACGUAUCUCGUUGUCUCUCUCUUGGAUCUUGCGGUGGCCCAGGACCGACUUACCAACUUGUCAAGCGAAACAUGCUGGUAUUCGGUGCAUGAUGUCUUCCUCUACUGGCCCGCAUGGCUGUUUGUGAUUGCCUUAGAGACAGUAUGGUUGUGUUUGACCUUCCUCCUCCCAGUCCCAGACUGCCCGACGGGUUAUUUGGGUCCAGGGGGCAUUGGUGACUUUGGCCAGUACCAGAACUGCACCGGCGGAGCUGCAGGUUACAUCGAUCGGUGGCUGCUGGGAAAUAACCAUAUUUACCAGACGCCUUCAUCACGGGUUUUAUACCAGUCUGUGAUGCCCUUUGACCCUGAGGGUGUUUUGGGAAGCAUCAACUCAAUAUUAAUGGCAUUUCUGGGUCUUCAGGCAGGGAAAAUUCUGCUGCAUUACAGAGAUCAACACAAGCAAAUAAUCACAAGAUUUAUCAUUUGGGGAUUCAUACUGGGAAUCAUCUCAGCUGUAUUGACCAAGUGUUCCAGAAAUGAUGGCUUCAUCCCUGUCAACAAAAACUUGUGGUCUUUGUCCUAUGUUACGACUCUCAGCUGUUUUGCUUUUGUGGCGCUAGUGUUUUUUUACUACUUGGUGGAUGUGAAGAAAUGGUGGUCUGGAGCUCCGUUCUUCUACCCUGGUAUGAAUUCCAUUUUGGUGUAUGUGGGUCAUGAAGUUUUUGAGGAAUACUUCCCUUUUCGUUGGAAAAUGGCCAAUAGCCAAUCACACGCAGAGCACCUGGCACAGAACCUCGUGGCCACCUCCGUAUGGGUGGUCAUAGCCUAUCUGCUCUACAGGAAGAAGAUCUUCUGGAAGAUUUGAAAGUAUCUCUGUACUGCAGAUUUUAGGAGCUGCUCUUCAUUGUGAAAGAGAUCAUUUGGAUAUUUUUAGUUGUAGGAAAUCAGCAGAUUUCGGGAACAUCUGUGCAGAGACUAAAACUCACACAUAAUCUAGAAAUAGAACUUGGCUAUUAUUUGAGAAGAGCAGAAAGAAGAAAAAAGCUAAGCAUGUGAUUGUGCCAAGAUACCUCUGUGGACUCAACAAAGCCCACAGAAUGGCUGCCAAAAUGCCAAGGCCAGAAUCUGCUAAAAUUGAAUUGAAUCAACUUGUUUGAGUUAAUGAAUGGCGUUUUGAAGUUCAGUGAUGGAUUAUGAUUCAUUUUGGAAUUUCCUUAAUUAUGAUAUGAAAGAAUUCUGAAAGUCUUGGGACAGGUUUAGAUUUAAUGAAGGUAUUGGUGUAUGCAGUUAUGAAACUAAAAGCAAAUGAGAACGGGAGAAGAACACCAGACUACCAAAAAAUAAAAGGUCUUCCAUCGAGGUCUACAAAACAUGCUGAAACAUUCUUAUCCUGGCAAAAUAAUACUACACAAUUUUAUGUUUAAGUUUUAAAGUAUGCUAGGAUUGGGUUGUUUUACUUUUUUCUUUUUCUUCAGUGGACUUUCUAUCUUUGAUGCUGUGGUUUUAUUCUUUAUAUCUUAAAGGGCCCACAUUGUGGUUUAUGAAACAUUCAUGUUGUACUUUUGUCCCAAACAACAGGUUGACAUGCUUACAAACGCUUUCAUUUUUUUUUAUAACAUGCAUUUAUUUGUUCAAACGAUUUAUUCAAUGAUUAAUUUUUACAUUGCAUCCGGUGGCAAAGAAUUCAUUUUUAUUUAGACCAAUGGGAAAAGAUCAACGAGUGGACGGGGCGAUAUGUUAACGUUUCAUUUUGACGUCAGUAUGAAGCUGCUUGAGACUUGUUUUUUAAUGAUUCAGAGUCAACUCUUUCUUUUGAGAAACAAUAAGUUUUACACAGUAUUCUUUGCAGGACAUUUUCAUUCACUUAGAGCUCUGUUACAUACCGCAUAUGAAAGGUAAUUUUCUAAAUUCCAUAAUAGGGGCACUUUAAGAUGAAAGUAUGGUUAAAAGGAUGCAUGUUAGUGAGAGAAAAAGAGUGUAUGUUUUACCUUCUCAAAAACUCAGGAGAUUUGCACAACAUGAAAUGCCAAAUGUAUUGUACUUUAUGGUUUCUCUGAUUAAACAGUGUCUUUGUUUAUCAGUUUAUCAGUGACUUGUUACCUCUGCUAAACAAUACACAUUUUAGAAAGGACGGAAGAAAAAAAUACUAAUCACUGACAUAUUUUCCAUACACAUUGCUGCUUGAAAAAAAAAAAAGGUUUUCCAGGAGAAGGGAAAAUAUUGAUCUAUCAUAUAUUCUGCAAGCUUACAAAAUCAGUUCCAUCUUUGUAACGGAUAAUGGAUAUUUUAUACAUGUAUCAACUAUGUCUCCUUUGUGUAUAUCUUUGUUUUAUACUUGACAACAUGGGAUGCAGUAAAAAUAAAACUUUUUUUUACCAUUAAAA